Molecule: messenger RNA, 2569 nt
Organism: Trichechus manatus latirostris (Florida manatee)
Lineage: Eukaryota; Metazoa; Chordata; Mammalia; Sirenia; Trichechidae
Gene: CFAP92
Product: cilia and flagella associated protein 92 (putative)
Exons: 10
Coding region: 1-2520 (839 amino acids)
Source: RefSeq, a predicted model, not a curated record
AUGGAUGAUUGUGCCACAGUUCGGUGGAAUAUUUCAAGAGGACUAAUUGUUUCUUUAGGAGGAAUAACCAUGUCAGAGAUCAAGGAAUUAAUUGAGAGAUCAUCGUUUGGCAGCUUAACAAGCAUGUUAGACAGGAAAAAGUCUCAAAUUAAAGGGAAAGAUUCCGACAUGAAAAAGAAAAUCCAGAGGAGAGGGAAGCUAUUGCGAAUAGAAGAGGAAACCGAUUCCAAGCUGGGGGGCCACUGGAAGCAAAACGUCUUCUCCAUCCAGCUGCCAAUGAUGCCGCUCCUUGCUGGAUGGCAAACUGUUGUCAGUCGUGGUAAUGAGAAGACUGCCAGUAUUUUAGAUUGUUUUUUGACUUUACAAACAGAAGUACCUAUCAUGAAUGAGGAGCAAAGGCAGGAAUUAAACCCCCUGAUCAUAAAGAUCAACUGUGCUUCCUGCCUUCCAUCACAACCUGUGCCCAUUCAUGAACUAGAGAGGCUGUGCACCCCAGUGUACUGCAGGUACCAGUUCUAUAAUACUCCAGUUCACAAGACGGAAGGGCAGCCCCAUGGAACCCAUGUUUACUUCCAGGACAUCAAUGUCAUCCUUCUUGGGGCAUUGUGUCCCAGUGACCUGAAAGAAUACCUGGAAGGCCCCCCCAUGGUGGUGGAAGUUCAUGACCGUGACCUCAAGUCAGAAGAGUAUUCCCGGAAGCCCACCCUGUUUGGGGAGGACCCCCUGGAUACAUGCCUCAACCUCCAGGCCCUCAUCUCUCCCAAACAGACAGAGAACAACCCCUUUGAAUCCUACAACAAGAUGUGGGAUCCUUACGGGGUCGCCCAGGUCAGCUUUGCCGAUCUCCUUCUCGGCCACACAUACCUGAACCUGUUUGUCCCCAUCCACAGCUGUAAGCCCAAGCCCACAGGCCAAGGCCAUGACAGCAGGAGCAGGAAGGCUGUGGGGUUUCGGGUUCCAACAGACCAUCUCCAGCAUGGCCCGAUGCCCAUGGGCAACUACCUGGAGGCGAAUUCCCUCCUCAAGCUGCGAGUGGACCUCGCAGUGCCACUGCGGUUCAGGGCCGAAACCCCCAACCAAGACCUGGUUGGCACACAGUUUGGCCUCAUUAUUUUCGUGUUUGACUCCAGGAAGACCUUCCUCCUCCACAACCUGCUGCAGGACAUCACCAUGAUCAAUGCCAAGGCCCUCGACCUGGACUCCUACCCUCUUAAGAACAUCCAGCAGAUCCUGUCAGCCUUUAAGGUGCGGGUGAAGGUCCAGGACCAGCAGGACCUGGAUGUGCUCACUGGCUUCCACCUGCUAGAUGGGAAGAUCCACCUCUUCAUUCUGGAAGGCUUGGCUGACCAAGGCUUGAAGCGGCUGUGGGAGAGCCACCAAAGCCGAAUUCCCAAAUCAGAGCACGGAAAAUACAAGGUACUCUACAACUCCCAGCUCUUGUUCCGUCACCGCCUCUACGCAGACCUGGAGACCAUCCUGUACCACGUGCACCUCUUCAAGCCCCUGUCGCUCCUCAUGAAGCACUCCCAGCUCUAUGUCCGGAAUGUGGUGCCACAGGAUGCCUUCCAGGCCCUGGUCAGACUCCACUACAUCUGCCAUGACAGCACCAAGCUCAGGGAUGUGGUCACAAGAGACCUGUUGCCUUCCUCUGCCAUGAUCAAAUGUCUGAGUCAAGAGUUCGGGAUGCCCAUUUCACAAGAAGACCUUUCUGAUGAAAAACUAUUGACCCGACCACUUCAGCCUGCUCUCAAUCUUGAAGACUUCCGAAGUCAGAAGUCUACCCUCACUUUUGAGAUCCAAACCCACCAGGAGAAGUACCUGAAGUGGCGGACCACCAUGAUGCUGAAGAAUAAAGACCAAAAAAAGAGCCUAAUCCAGAAAAAUAUUGCAGGAGCCUAUCAGGUCAGCAAGAAGCCUCUAAAGUCUGUGGUGAAGGUGAUUAGAAUUUCAGCCCCUGUCAAAGAAGCUGUCUACAACUACAGUAUUCAGACCCUAAAUUCUACACAGCUUGCCAAGAAGGAGCUAUAUCGAGAGAUGGCCAAGGAGCCAAGGAAAAGGUUCACAUACUCACAGGACUACCUCUCAGCCAUGGUGGAGCCUUACGACUGGGAAGCAGAGCAGAAGAAAGCCGAGAAGAAAUCCCGUCAAGCCUGGCUCACUGCCAGUGGAUUCCAAGUGCCAGGUCUUCACAGCCAUCACCCUAGGCUGCCACCCGUUAGCCAAGCCAAAGAGCUAAAUGAGGAAUGGAAGGACAAUGCACUGCAUGCUAAUGUGCUGGAGCCUGCGUUAGACCGGAAAAGCUGGGGCUGGGCCCAGCGCCACAUGGACUUUGAUCUGUACAAGAAGCCACCUCCUUUCCUCAAGCUGCCCCCUUCUCCAGCACUGAACCUCGAAACAGGUAACAGACAAGAUCUUUGCAAAGCUGAGCCUCCUGAUGCUGUUGGCAGGCAGGAACUCAGUGCCACUUUGAAUUUUCAGAAGUAUCCAUUUUGUUUUAGAUAUAUAAACUUUCUAUGUUAGGAAAUCAAGAUUAAGAAUGGGUAUGAUAUAACAGGUUGAACGAUGGGCU